AGAGAACCUAAAGGGGAAGGUUCAGGACCAAAGAGCCCUGAGGAUCUCCAACAUCUGUAAGAUCCACAAUGGCUAGGCUCUGUGCUUUCCUGAUGGUUCUGGUGGUGAUGAGCUACUGGUCAGCCUGCUGUCUAGGAUGUGACCUGCCUCCCACUCUCAAUCUCAGGAACAAGAGAGCCUUCACACUCCUGGCACAAAUGAGGAGACUCUCCCCUGUCUCCUGCCUGAAGGACAGACAGGACUUUGGAUUCCCCCAGGAGAAGGUGGAUGCCCAGCAGAUCCAGAAGGCUCAAACCAUCCCUGUUCUGCAUGAGCUGUCCCAGCAGGUCCUGAACAUCUUCACAUCAAAGGACUCAUCUGCUGCUUGGAAUGCAACCCUCCUAGACUCAUUCUGCAAUGACCUCCACCAGCAGCUCAGUGACCUCAAAGUCUGUCUGAUGCAGCAGGUUGGAAUGCAAGAACCUCCCCUAACCCAAGAAGACUCCCUGCUGGCUGUGCGGGAAUACUUCCACAGGAUCACUGUGUACCUGACAGAGAAGAAACACAGCCCCUGUGCCUGGGAAGUGGUCAGAGCAGAAGUGUGGAGAGCCCUGUCUUCCUCAGUCUACUUGCUAGCAAAACUGAGUGAGGAGAAGUGAGACCUGAGUGGUGAGGUUUGAGAGUAGAGAGGACUCUCCUGGAUGAAGACCCUGUAAUGUUUAAAAACUCUCAUUUAUUUUGGCAUGAAUACAAUCAACUUGCCUAGAUAUUUCAGCAAAACUGCGCAAAGUUUUUUUCUGUAUGUAAAAGCAUUUGUUUUGUAAUAAUGUCAUAUCUAUAUAUUUAUUUUCUUAUUAAUAUAAUUUAAGGUAUUUAUUUUCAGUCUUGCAGUCUUAUAUUUUCUUUAAUGUAGAAAACCAUCAAAUGUAAUUAAAACAAUUUCUUGUUCAAGUAAAUUUGCUUUAUAA
Messenger RNA from Rattus norvegicus (Norway rat), 947 nucleotides. RefSeq names its product interferon, alpha 4 (gene Ifna4). NCBI's taxonomy places the organism in Eukaryota, Metazoa, Chordata, Mammalia, Rodentia, Muridae. Gene Ontology annotation, cellular component: extracellular region. The record is from RefSeq and is marked validated. The coding region runs from base 69 to 638 and encodes 189 amino acids. Gene Ontology annotation, biological process: defense response; defense response to virus. The transcript has a single exon. Gene Ontology annotation, molecular function: cytokine receptor binding; cytokine activity.